Cladocopium goreaui is the source of this 1082-nucleotide messenger RNA. NCBI's taxonomy places the organism in Eukaryota, Dinophyceae, Suessiales, Symbiodiniaceae. The record is from the annotation of a GenBank genome assembly.
GUCAAUGAGCCGGAUGUAAAGACCACGGGAGAGGCCGGAGAUCCAUCAGGACAGCAUGGUUCCACCUUUGAAUUAGUGCCAGCCGCCAAGGUUCAACCCCCUAUCGUACGGAAGUCGCCAGGUUGCUUCUUUGGCUGGUGGAGAAAAAAACGUGGAAGUAAACCCGGACCUUCCAAGGCUCAAUGUCAGCUUCGUUUGGCCCGCGAUUUCCACCGGGGCGAUCUGUUGGGCGCGGGUAGCUAUGGUUGUGUUUUUGCUGCUCGCCGCAAGACCACCGGUGAGAUCAUGGCGGUGAAGGAGAUGCUCUUGGAUCGUGCGGGAAGGACAAAAGAAGAGAGGGGAGACCGGCUUGUGCGCUUGACGCGUGAACUUCGCCUCUGUGAACAGUUAGAAGAUCCGUACAUCGUUAGUUACUAUGGGCAUGAGUUUGUGAUGGGCGCGCAGGGUGGCCCCGAAAAGCUACAUUUGUUUUUAGAAUACUGCAGUGGUGGAAGUUUAGCCGCGCAGCUCCGGACCUAUGGGCCGGUCAGCGAGGAGUUGUUGAGGAAAUAUACCCAGCAGUUGGUUUCCGGACUCGUCUACCUGCACUCCCGAAGUCCUCCAGUGGUUCAUCGAGAUCUGAAAUGUGCAAACCUUUUGUUGACGCACAGUGGAGAUGUAAAGAUUGCGGACUUCGGCUGCUCCAAAUGGGUCCAACCCGGUGAGUCCAUGUUAGAGAAUUCGGUGGCGGGUUCAAUCUUUUGGAUGGCGCCUGAACUUUUUCGAGGUCAUGGCAAAUUGACCACGUCCUCUGACAUUUGGUCUCUGGGCUGCUGUGUCCUGGAAAUGGCCACCGGCUGCGCCCCAUGGGCUGAACGUCGAUUUGACAAUAUUUUGCAGGCCUGCCAUGUGAUCGCCAAUACAGAAGAGCUACCGACCAUCCCAGUCGAACUCUCAACCAAGGCGGCUGGUCUGAUUCGAAGUUGCCUGAAGCGCAAUCCCCCAGAUCGGCCGACGGCACAGGAACUCAAUAAGAGUUACAAGAAGAGCUUGAGUCUGUGUGCAUAAAGGGUUGGGAUGUCCCACUUGGAUUUAAACAUGGG